GUGAAUUUUUCAGGUGAAUUUGUAUGCAUGGUUGUUUCCUAAGAAAAGGGCACCUACCUACCUCAGGUUUUCUAAUUAGCGCCCACCCUAUGUAAAUCCAGCCAUGACAGCAUGUGUGAAACUGAAAGUGAUCAUGUGAUGGUUCUGGAGUCGUAGAGACGUAGACAGUCACGCCACUGGUGUCUGUCACCGUUUUCCCGCCUAGUUUGAAGUGACUCGUGGGCAUGCAUCAAACACAUGUUUUAACAGCUGUAUUUUAGUUGCAUUUCCCGCCGCUAUAUAUGUUUAUUUCUUUAUUUUCCUCCUAUAUAACGAACCAUCUGCAUAUCAUUUAAUAAACAGGUUAGAUCAAUGUCGUCGCCAGUUCAGACUUCAGAGUAGUUAUGUUCCUAUAUUCAGGAACCGGGGGAAGUAGUUAACGAGGAUUUCGUUCUUGGGGCUUACUGCACUCUUGACUGUUGUCAUGGUUUUUUGGAAAUAUUUUGAGGUCAAAUAUCAUGUCUUUCCGCAUUACUUAUACAUGCAGUCAAAUACUCGAUCUACUUGGUGCGAACACUUAUACUCGGCCUUUUUUGGUACCCAUAGCACAAAGCGAAACGUGUCCAUAGUAGGAAGCAAAUAAUUACAAAACGUGACACAAAAAGUGAUUUGGGUGCGGUGGAUUUCGUCAUAGUCAUAGCGUGAUUGUGAUUGCUUGUAAGAACAAGAAUGGAGCGAAAUACCAACAGAAACAGAGAAAAAUGCCGAAGCUUUAAAGCAAAAAUUGGGUGUAUUCACCUCGAUUUCAACCCGGUCGUGACAAUCAUCUCUGCGGUCAUUAUCUGGGCUUUUGUGAUAUGGUGCGUAGUUGAUACGGAGACAGCUUCAAAUGGUAUGAAAGAUGCGAAGCGUUGGAUAACAGAAACCUUCACAUGGCUUUACAUUGGCACACAAGACGUCUGGUUCUUCUUUCUGGUUAUCUUGUAUUUCUCGAAAUACGGAAAAAUGAAACUAGGAAAAGACCACGAUAAACCAGAAUUCAGCAACGCGACAUACUUCACCAUGUUGUUUUCUGCCGGAAUAGCUAUUGGUCUCUUUUAUUACGCCGUCGCUGAACCAAUUUUUCACUAUGUACCUGGAGGCCCUGGGUAUAACAGAUAUUGGGGGAGAUACACGGACAACCAACGCGCUCAGGAUGCAAUCAAUAUCACAUUGUUUCACUGGGGUGCUCAUGCCUGGGUGGUGUACAGCCUUGUUGGUGUACUCAUGGGCCUGGUAUCGUACAGACAAGGUCUUCCUAUGACCAUACGGUCGUGUUUCCAUCCUCUUAUUGGAGACAUGAUCUACGGAUGGGUUGGCGACGUUAUCGAUAUUCUGUCCGUUAUCGUUACGAUGUUCGGCGUAUGCACGAGUCUUGGCCUUGGGGUGAUUACAUUGAAUUCUGGCAUCAAUAGAUUGAACAGUGAUAUUGAUGAAAGCACCGACAAUCAGAUUAUCAUAAUUUGGCUAAUCACUGUCGUUGCUACAAUCUCGGUCAUAUCAGGACUCAGGGUUGGCAUCCGUCGUCUCAGUGAAAUUUGUUUUUGCUUGGGUAUGACGCUUAUGUUGUUUGUGCUUUUCUCGGAUAAUACUUGGUUUCUACUCAAUCUCUACGUGCAAAGCAUCGGAUACUAUUUUCAAUGGCUCAUCCAACUUGGUUUUCACACCGAUGCAUUUGCGCAGCUUGGUAACGCACCUGAUAAAUUGGAGAACCCAACGUGGAUGGACGGCUGGACGAUCUUCUAUUGGGGCUGGUGGAUUGCUUGGUCUGCAUUUGUUGGCAUGUUCAUAGCCAAAGUUUCCCGAGGACGUACCAUCCGUAAUGUGAUCAAUGCAACGAUGACAGCACCAAUAUUGUACAGUUUCUUUUGGCUUUGCAUCUUUGGUGGUGUUGGUAUCAAAAUGGAACGCGAAGCAGAACUGAAUAACGUCACAUGUAACUCUGUUCUUGGCGGUGGGAAUUCCACAGCAUCGUACAACGGAUUAUACCGUUUGUCUUGUCGAGCGUUCAGCAGAAUGUUUUUUGAUGUGCUGGGUCAAUAUGGGGAUAACCUGGAAGGUUUUCUAUUUGGACUGUCUUUGGCAACGAUCGUCUUAUACUUUGUGACGAGCUCUGACAGUGGUUCUUUGGUAAUUGAUUGCCUAUCGGCCAAUGGUAGCCCAGAACCGCCAGUUCUCCAGCGCAUAUUUUGGGCAUUAACUGAAGGUGCCUGUGCUACAGCGCUGCUUAAGGCUGGGGGUAGAGAUGCCUUGGACGCUCUGCAAACUGUUUCCAUUGCCGGGGGUUUGAUCUAUACUGUGAUCAUAUGUUUCAUGUGUAUUUCCAUAUGGAAAGUCGUGAAGGAAGAAGCUGGAGAAAGCAAUCCAAAUGCACCGCAGUUUUCAUCUUCUAUCCUUGCAGUUCUUGGUUGCAUCUCCGCUCAGAAAUGGUUGAAUGUCUUUUUCGCGGCCGUGUUUCCAUGGUAUCGUGGGGGUCAAGCUGCAGGCAAGAUCUACAACCAAAAGCCCUGGCCUCAUAUGCUUGCACUUGCUGUUAUGAUGUAUGCAUGGAUUGCACUGGAAAUCGCCGAAGUGGCAAGUAAUGGGUUGGCGUAUAUUGGCUGGGUGAUUCUGUUUGGAUUCUUCGCUUAUCUCAUAGCGAUACGGGUAGCGAUUCGAAAUCGUUAUGGAAUCCAAGGAAGCCUGUUUGAAGAUGCUCUUGCCGUGAUUUUCAUGUAUCCUUUGGUUGUUGAUCAGAUGCACGAACACGUGUUUUACGGCCAGGAUAUGCCAGAAAAAAGCCAACAAGUGCAAGACAAUAUUGGCAUGGAUAACCCAGGACAACUGAAUCAUGGCGUUCAAACCCACGAGCAAAGCAAUGGAAGAAAAUUUGAAGAAGCUCAUUUUUAGUAGCAUUUAUAAAAUAGUGUCAAAAUAAGUACGUACACGGCUUGGUUAGUUUUAGAAGACUUCGAAGUCUUCCUGAAUUUUUUUUGUAGGUUAGUUGUAUACAAACUUAUUAAAUAGCGAAUAGAAAAGCUUGAAUUUUCAUAUUUUCAAUCACGAACUUGAAAGAUCAUUUUGAACUAUCUAUAAUUUAGUAUUAGGAAAGCCUUGUUACGACAUAACUUUAAUCAAUCUUUUACAACAACUAUUUUCUUAUACAUAUAUCCUCCUUUUAUAAUUAAUUUAGUAAGCAUGUGCAUUAGGUAGGGUUUAACUAUAGGUGGGCUCAACUCUUAAGUCCAGAUUAUUUAGAUAGUACAGUUAAAAUUAAAUGUAAGUUGACCCUGGUUUUGUUAGUACGAUGGAAUAUUUAUCGAUCAGAAAGUAAAUAUUUGUAAAUCUGUACUUAACAUGCAUUGCCAUGUGUAAUAUAUCGUAAACGAUUUACCUUAAAGUAAUAAUAAAAUUUUAUUUUUUUGUACUUCAA
Molecule: messenger RNA, 3430 nt
Organism: Dendronephthya gigantea
Lineage: Eukaryota; Metazoa; Cnidaria; Anthozoa; Malacalcyonacea; Nephtheidae
Product: probable glycine betaine transporter
Exons: 4
Coding region: 709-2907 (732 amino acids)
Biological process (GO): nitrogen compound transport
Cellular component (GO): plasma membrane
Molecular function (GO): transmembrane transporter activity
Source: RefSeq, a predicted model, not a curated record